Etheostoma cragini (Arkansas darter) is the source of this 1506-nucleotide messenger RNA. It is a transcript of the gene ccr6b, whose product is annotated as chemokine (C-C motif) receptor 6b. The record is from RefSeq and is a predicted model, not a curated record. Bases 262 to 1353 code for a protein of 363 amino acids. Gene Ontology annotation, cellular component: membrane. The transcript has 2 exons. Gene Ontology annotation, molecular function: chemokine receptor activity. Gene Ontology annotation, biological process: G protein-coupled receptor signaling pathway; immune response; chemotaxis. Lineage: Eukaryota; Metazoa; Chordata; Actinopteri; Perciformes; Percidae.
AGAUCACUGAUGCUCUCACACAGAAGCCCAACCUGUGAGAAUGUGGCUUUGGCUUUAUCUCCUUCUUUUGAUUUUUGUUGCGUGGACUAUUUGUGACAUAUGAGCCCCCAUGCUGAACUCUGUCCUAUAAGCAGCUUGAACACCAGUGAAGCUCUAGUACACGGGAGGAACAUUUCUUUUUCUCUCUUUUGACUUAAAGACGUCGGCCCCUGAAGAUUAACAUAUAAACAGAGAGAAUCAUCAUUCUGCAAGAUCAAAAACAUGGUUAACACGUUGGUCACGUCACUCUAUGAGGAUUAUUAUACAGAAGAGGAUGAAGGGCUCUGCAACCUCGACCCUGACCCCGUGGAGGUCAUCACCCAAACGUACAUCCAUUCCUUCAUCUGUGCCUUCGGCCUGAUUGGCAACGCCCUUGUGAUCUUCACCUACAUAUUCUACAAAAGAACCAAGACGAUGACAGAUGUCUAUCUCUACAACGUCGCUGUGGCAGACCUGCUCUUCGUGUUAGCUCUGCCGUUUAUCAUAUACAACGAGCAGCACAGUUGGUUCAUGGGCCUUGUGGCUUGCAAGAUUCUGAGGGCAGCCUACAGUGUCAACCUCUACAGUGGCAUGCUCCUGCUCGCGUGCAUUAGUGGCGACCGUUACAUCGCUAUAGUUUGGGCGAGAAAAUCCUUUGGAUCUCGCGCUCGCACCCUGACCUACAGCCGCUUUAUCUGCUCAGCUGUUUGGCUGUUUUCUGUGGUUUUAACACUGCCCACGCUCCUCUACACUGAGCGCUUUGAAGAGCGGAAUCUGCUGAAGACUGAGGGUGUCACUGUGACGUGUCAACCUUCUUUCAGCAAGAAUGAAACCGCAAAGCUAGUGAAGGUGGUGGUUCCCAGCCUUCAAAUGGCCAUCGGCUUCCUGCUGCCUCUGGUGGUGAUGGUGUUCAGCUACUCCAGCAUCGUGUUCACCUUGCUGAAAGCGCAGAGCAGCCAGAGGCACAAGGCCGCCCGGGUGAUUUUGGCAGUUGUUGUGGUUUUCGUCGUGUGCCACCUUCCCUACAAUGUGGCUCUGCUGGACCACACCUUGUCUCUUUUUAAGCAGCGAGGUUGUGAGGCAGAGAGGAUUAAACUCCAGGUUCUGGCCUUUUCCAGGAGCCUAGCCUACCUGCACUGCUGUCUCAAUCCCAUCAUCUAUGCCUUCAUUGGGGUGAAGUUCAGGAGCCACUUCAAGCAAAUAAUAUUGGACCUAUGGUGCUUCAGCAAAAAGUACAUCUACAAUGCUCACUCGUCACGCGGGACAUCAGAUGUUUGCAUCUCGGGCCGCAUGUCUUUAGACGGCUCCAGCAACGUGGCGUCAUUCAGUGCCUGAGGUUCUGAUUAGAAAGGGCUCCAAUCGAGCCGCCUCUCAUCCUUCUUCCCCGAGCUGUUCCGUUGCUGUAGCCACACUGGAGGUGAAAGCAUCUCUGCAAAAUACGCUUAAAUAAAAAAAUGUAGUUUAUUCAAAAUCCAUCGACAUCUCAGC